Sphenostylis stenocarpa is the source of this 303-nucleotide messenger RNA. NCBI's taxonomy places the organism in Eukaryota, Viridiplantae, Streptophyta, Magnoliopsida, Fabales, Fabaceae. The record is from the annotation of a GenBank genome assembly.
GAAGAAAUAGAACGCCUCAAAAUUGGAUGUGCUAACCUCAAGAAGGAGACUAGCCGAGCGCCAAAAGUUCUGAAGCUCGAUCUAGAUAGUCGACUUCGAGAUAUUAAUACCAAGAUGAUGCAAGAUGACCUCACAAUGACUCGGUCUAAAAAGCGCAAAGAUGACGGAAAAACUAUCCAUGAACAUAGUGCAAGCCUUUCUGAGCUCCGCACCGAAAAGGAAAAAGGGAUUAGCUCAGUUUGGUCAAACCCUUCAAAGAAAAAGACCGAGCAAUUGGAAGGUCCGAUAGUUUAUGAGCCUUGA